Molecule: messenger RNA, 648 nt
Organism: Heterotrigona itama
Lineage: Eukaryota; Metazoa; Arthropoda; Insecta; Hymenoptera; Apidae
Source: the annotation of a GenBank genome assembly
AUGGAUAUUUUGGUUUCAGGGCAGUUGAGAUCACCGCGUAUAACGGAACAUCCUUCGGAUAUAAUAGUGGCCAAGAAUGAACCGGUAACGUUGAAUUGCAAGGCGGAAGGUAAACCUCAGCCGGUGAUCGAGUGGUACAAGGACGGUGAACUGGUUCAAACAUCACCGGGAGAUGCAAAGUCUCAUCGCGUUCUUCUUCCUACGGGAUCUCUGUUCUUCUUACGAGUGAUGCACGGAAAGAAGGAACAAGACGGCGGAGUUUACUGGUGCGUUGCGAGAAAUCAAGCAGGCUCCGUUCCGAGUCGCAAUGCAACGCUAACUGUCGCAGGUAAGUACGUUGCCGCGUUUCUUUCGUUCGAGACGGCAUCCUACCUCGUUUCGUUACCUCUUCCUUCCAGUAGUCGACCGAUCGAGUCGCAAAUGUCAAAUCCGACUCGAUCCGACUCGACGCUCUGUCACGCUCUCUGCGACCAACGAAUCUCUCCACGACUUGAAACGCACUUGAUAACGCACGCGUGACAAAUAACGCGCGCGCGCUGCGUAUAGCGCUAGGAACGAAAUAAAUUGCAAGAUCUUGAUUUCUACGAAAUGAAGAACGAGUCGAUUACGUUCGGACAAACGGAGGAGGACGAAGCCGAGUUUGUUUAA